Molecule: messenger RNA, 543 nt
Organism: Rotaria sordida
Lineage: Eukaryota; Metazoa; Rotifera; Eurotatoria; Philodinida; Philodinidae
Source: the annotation of a GenBank genome assembly
AUGAAUCAAAAGAAAACAAUUUCAACAUUAAUUGUACUUGGUUCUGGUGGUCAUACAACGGAAAUGUUUCGUCUAUUAUCAGGUACUGAUUUGAACGUAUAUAAACCAAGAUAUUAUACUAUUGCAUCUACGGACACAAUGAGUGCCAAGAAAAUGAAAGAAUUUGAACAGAAUACUUUGGAUGAUAUGAAUGUUUCAUUUAUUAAUCGAAGUCGUCAUGUUGGUCAAAGUUAUUUUAGUUCUAUUUUUACUACUCUUUGGGCAUUUUUUACUGUUAUUCCAUUAGUUUAUCGUAUUAGACCUAAACUUAUUCUUAUCAAUGGUCCAGGUACAUGUAUUCCAAUUGUUAUUGCUAGUCUAUUAUUAUCACUUUUCUUUCUUAUUGAUCGACCAAAAAUUGUUUUUGUUGAAAGUAUAUGUCGUGUGCAAUCUUUAUCAUUAAGUGGAAAAAUUCUUCAAUAUUUACCUGUACAUAUUCUUGUUCAAUGGCCACAAUUAACUGAAAUUUAUCCAAAAACUCAAUAUAUUGGAAGACUUGUUUAA